AAAAAAACUUGGGUGUUAUACGCGCCCUGGAACCUUCCUCCCCGGCACUGAGCGGGAAGAAUCACAACACUCGUGAGCAGUGUUUUGCUUCGUACUUGUGUCAGUAUGUUGGUCAGCCUUCAAGCCUCACGGGUUCAUCCUCGCGUGCAGGGCGUGCGUGGCAGCGUUGGUCCGUGCGAGGCGUCGGACCACGGAGCGGCGGCGCGUGCCCUGCCGGAGGUGGGCGUCGUCAAGGCCGCCAGCAUUAGGCCUCCCCAUCCGUCCCCCUUCCACGCCGGGCCGCGACGGUCACACUAACCUUGUUUUCCAUUGUUAAUCACUUUUUGAAAUCAAGAAGGAAAGACAUUCUUUCCGUGGCAUGACUCGCGUGGGCGUGACGUCAGCGGGAACACGAGUAUAAAGCUGCGCCGCGGCAGGGCGUCACCAUCAGUUGUCUUCCUUCGGCAGCGUCCCUCAGCAAUGGCUUACAAGGUUCUCGUCGUGUGCGCCCUGGCGGCCGUCGCGCUGGCCCGCCCUGAAGGCCCGGCCCCCGGCUACGACUACAACGCCCCCGCCCCUGUGCAUCACGCCCCCGUGAACGCCCACCCGCAGUACAAUUUCGACUACGCCGUCAAGGACUACAACGGCAACGACUUCGGCCACCAGGAGUCCCGCGACGGCUACGACACCCAGGGCUCCUACUACGUGCAGCUGCCCGACUCCCGCCUGCAGACCGUCACCUACAAGGUCAGCGGCGACUCCGGCUUCGUGGCUGACGUGCAGUACCAGGGGGAGGCCCAGUACCCCGCCUACAAGCCCGCCGCGUCCUACGAUGCCCCCGCUCCCUCCUACGGCCCCCCCGCCCCCACCUACGGCGCCCCUGCUUCUGGUUACGCUUAGAGGCACCACGGGCCGUUCUGAGGCUCCUGUAGGGAUAUUAAGAGCUUUUAAUAAAGUGAGAGCAAUGAU
Molecule: messenger RNA, 948 nt
Organism: Eriocheir sinensis (Chinese mitten crab)
Lineage: Eukaryota; Metazoa; Arthropoda; Malacostraca; Decapoda; Varunidae
Product: cuticle protein-like
Exons: 3
Coding region: 460-879 (139 amino acids)
Cellular component (GO): extracellular matrix
Source: RefSeq, a predicted model, not a curated record